AUGAUGGUUAACACAUUCUGGAGAGGAGACACAACAAAGGUUAUCCUGCUACAAUUUCUUGUUGCCAAUUCUCUACUGCAGUCAGUCACGGGCGAUGCCGCAGCAUGUAACACCAAAUCUGGUAAGUAUUACUAUUACCCAGGUCUUUUUCAUUUGUGAAUAUAAUCAUCAGUGACAGUUUUAUUUUUUUAAUUGUCGACUCUUCAUCCAAGAAGGGAAUUUUUCGCACUGAAUUCUAUGUUCCGCCAACUUGCUAAUGAUAAGCCAGGUUUUUACAAAUUUGUGGCUCAUAAACUUCUUUCCUUGUCCAGCUAUACCUGAAGUUAAAAUCUUCUCAAGUCCGCCAGACCGCACGCAACCUAUCGGAGCAGCCAUUAAUCUGACCUGUGAAGCGCUACCAAGGGAUAAAGACGUGCUUUUUCCCAGGAGAAGGGUCAAGUAUAUUCAGUGGUAUGAUCCCCAUGGGAGACCAGUUGGAGUCAAAUGCCAAAACUCAAGACUAGCAAAGAAACUGAAAUGUCUGUUAAUUCUUAAGAAUCUGAUCGUAGAAAACUUCGGGAACUACACUUGUGAAGCAGAAAAUGACUAUCCUGGAUACUGCAGAAGAAAAUCCAUUGAAAUUCUCCCUAAAGGUAAGACUCAGAUUAUUCCUAACACAAAUAAAUUUGGGCAGGGUAAAUAUUAAUUAUCGUAGUUAUUUCUUUUUGCUAUCUCCAUCAAAGGCUGUUGCAAUAAAAUAGCAAAGGUGGGUACGGAAAUCAGCAAUACUGUAGGUGAAAAACAGGAUAUUUUUGUAAAUUCCAUUUAUUCAAGCUUUUCAAGAUUAUUCCCUUCCCCUACCCCCCUCACCCCAAAGUUUCCACUUACUUGCCAUAGUGCUAUUGAUUGGUUAUUUUGCAGAAAACUUAAGUCCACCUGAGACAACAAAGGCACCCCAUCUUCUAUUUCCUGAGGUGGUUGAAAACCCAAAGAACCAAAGCGCUCUCAUUGGCUCCAAUGUAACUUUUAACUGUACUGCCAUGGGUCUUCCAACACCAGCCAUCUCAUGGAUGAAGAACAACAAUUCAUAUGCAGUAACAUCCAAUAUGAGAGCCAGGGUUGUUUCAGAUAACAAAAAUAAUCACAGUCAGCUGAUAAUAACGGAAGUGAAGAUAGAAGAUGGUGGCAAAUAUCAGUGCGUUGCAAGCAAUAGUGCUGGUGAGAGGACAUCGUCAGCGGCUUUCUUGUACAUAAAAGAGUUA
This is a messenger RNA of Pocillopora meandrina, 1241 nucleotides long. The record is from the annotation of a GenBank genome assembly. NCBI's taxonomy places the organism in Eukaryota, Metazoa, Cnidaria, Anthozoa, Scleractinia, Pocilloporidae.